Molecule: messenger RNA, 456 nt
Organism: Lathyrus oleraceus (garden pea)
Lineage: Eukaryota; Viridiplantae; Streptophyta; Magnoliopsida; Fabales; Fabaceae
Exons: 1
Coding region: 1-456 (151 amino acids)
Biological process (GO): meristem maintenance; meristem development
Source: RefSeq, a predicted model, not a curated record
AUGAAAUGGAUGUACAAGCAAGGCGCACAAAAGGUUGAUGAGCUCAGGUCUGUGUUAGAUGGAUUGACACUCGUUGAUGUCAUUUGGCGCCCUUUUGAGGAUCAUAGACAACACUGGCCAUUUGAUGAUAUAUGCUUGUACAAGGGUGGCUUGAAAUGGUAUGACAUUAUACUAUACUUAUCUGACAGAUGUUUGCGCCAGUUUGGAUAUAGGCAGUACAUACCGCCUCAACCUCCUGAUGUUGACACACUUGAUAUGGAUGUUGAGUGGAUUACAUAUCACGUGAGCGUGAUGGAUGUCAUAUGUACGACAGUUUCCGCUACCACCGCAUAUGAUGUGGCGUCCGAUUACUUAGAUUGGUACUACAUGGUGCCACAUCCUCGUUUGGUACCACCACCUCGAGGGGAGGUGAGACAGGUCUCGGUUCCUGUCUAUGACGAAGGACCUCCAGACUGA